AAUAAAUUAAAAUAAAUAAUAAUUAUUAUAAUAAUAAUUAAAUAAUAAAAAAAACAAAAAAAAACAUAUUAAAAAUGAAGAUUUUAAAUAUUUUAUUAAUAAUAAUAGUUUUAGUAAAAAUAGUUCAUUCUUAUGAAUGCGGUCCAAAUAGAACUUUUGCUAAAAGUGGAGAUUCAUGUAAGGUUCAUGGGGAUUGUAAUUUCCCAGAUGUAUGUUAUGAAGGUAAAUGUGGAAGAAUUCGUAUGCCAGGGCAAUCUUGUAAAGUAAAAUCAGAUUGUACAUUAAAUUUUAAUUGGGCUGAAUGUAUUGAAGGCGAGUGUGUUUUAAAUAUCAAAGUUGGUGAAAAAUGUGGUGAACGUAUCCACUCAUUCAAAGGAAAUUGUGUCAAGGGUAGUCAAUGUAUUAAAGGUACUUGCCAAUUAACAUCACCAUGCAAUCAAUUUAACUGUCCAUUAAAUACAUUUUGCAAUUUAGAUACUAAAAAGUGCCAACCAUUCAACGGAACCAACUCAUCAUGCAAAAAUGAUGAUCAAUGCGAAUCGGAUCAACACUGUAAUUCAAAUGGUAAAUGCGUCGAUAACUAUAGUUCAAAAGUAGGGGACUCAUGCACUGAUAAUUCAGAAAGAUCAUGCAAUUAUUAUAAUGGCGAAAUAUGUAACACCAAUACAAAGAAAUGUGAAAUAAAUCCAUCCUAUUUCAAAUCAUGUAAUGAUGAAUCAGACUGUAAUGGUGGAUUGUGUGUUUGUACUGGUAGCUCUAAAACUGUAUGUGUAGGUCCAUCAGGUGAAAUCAAAGAACCAAAAUGCAAAGACUAUGAAGCAAUGCUCCAACGUUGUAUUGAAAAAGAAGGUUGUUCAAAUUUAACUCCAAUAAGUUGUUCAAAAUGUUUUGUUAUUUCUGAAUGUAUCCAAUAUACAUGUAAUGCAGUAGAAAAGUUCUAUGAUUAUAAAUCAAACUAUUAUAGAACAUUAGAUUGCCCAAGUGAAUUAUCAAAUUCUAAAUAUUAAAUUUUAAAAGAAGAAAAAUAAAUACAUAUAGGUUUUAAAAAAUAA
Messenger RNA from Dictyostelium purpureum, 1052 nucleotides. RefSeq lists its product as uncharacterized. Lineage: Eukaryota; Evosea; Eumycetozoa; Dictyosteliales; Dictyosteliaceae. The record is from RefSeq and is a predicted model, not a curated record. The coding region runs from base 75 to 1007 and encodes 310 amino acids. The transcript has a single exon.